Thamnophis sirtalis is the source of this 552-nucleotide messenger RNA. The record is from RefSeq and is a predicted model, not a curated record. NCBI's taxonomy places the organism in Eukaryota, Metazoa, Chordata, Lepidosauria, Squamata, Natricidae.
GUGUGAGUGUGUGUGUGUCUCUCUCUUUCUCUUCCCCCCUCCCCUCCCUUUUCCAAGCUCUCUUAACAUUUAAGCGAAAAUGCUUCUUUCUGUGCCUCCUCGUGCAGGAAUUGCCACUUUUGGCUACAACAAGAGCAACAAGAAGCCUUAUGUCUCAGUGGCCCAGCAGAUGGCACCCCCAAGCCCCAGUGGCAGCUGCAACAACAAUAGUAGCAGCAGCAGCAGCAGUGGGCCAGGCGGUGGCGGAGGUGGCGGGGACCAGCUGAGCAAAACAAACUUGUACAUCCGGGGCCUGCAUCCUGGUACCACCGAUCAGGAUCUUGUCAAGCUCUGCCAACCGUAAGUUUCCAUCAUCCAAGAAACAUGGGGGGGCCAAUCCUCGAUUGGAAUUAAAUGAUUCAAGGGAGGGCGGGCAAAUGUUGUGUACUUACGUCUACACCUUGGUGUGUGGUAUUCUGUUGCCAGUGGGAAUUGAAUUUACCAGUCUUCUCUAGUAUGCCCCCCUAUGGCACAGUGGUUAGAGUGCAGUUCUGCAGGCUAUUUCUGCUGGCU